Carlito syrichta (Philippine tarsier) is the source of this 2252-nucleotide messenger RNA. RefSeq names its product nuclear receptor interacting protein 2 (gene NRIP2). The record is from RefSeq and is a predicted model, not a curated record. Gene Ontology annotation, biological process: proteolysis. NCBI's taxonomy places the organism in Eukaryota, Metazoa, Chordata, Mammalia, Primates, Tarsiidae. Gene Ontology annotation, molecular function: aspartic-type endopeptidase activity.
AUGGGGGCGUUUCCCUUCGUGAUUUCUUCAGGCCUGAUGUGCCCUCUAAAAGAGCACCAGUUCCAGCCAGGCACGACGGUCCAUGCCAGGGAGUCCCUCCCGGCCUCCCCGACGUGGGCUCAGCGUGAGUUCCUGCUCCCCGCCGAGUCCUGGGCGCUCCCUGGCUUCACCCCGCGCGUCUACCACCAGCUGGCCCUGAAGCUGCCCCCCAGCACAGACCUGAAGUCCAAGGUGCGCCAGAGGCUUCUCCGCCAGUGGAAGGGCACCGCCCAGCACACCUGGGGUUUCCACACGUGGCUCGACGUGGGGCGCCUGCCGGCCACCUUCCCCAAGCACCCGAACAGGCCCUACGACAGCAACGUCUGGCGCUGGCUGACCGACCCCCGUGCCCACGGCCGUCCCCCAGCGGAGCCCCCGGUGCCCCCACCCUCCCGGCUGGGGCAGAACAACUUCCUGGCUUUCAUCGGCUGCAGCCCCAUCUUCGUGGACACAGACAGGAAGAACCAGGUGCUCCUCAGGUUGGCGGAGGAGCUGAAGGCAGGGGAGAAGCUCAGGCUGCGGAGUGAGGCCAGGGCUCCUCCGCUCGACGCCCACGGCCGCAUCUUGCCCCCCGCGAGCUUCAGGAAGUAUCGGCACAUGUCAGCUGGUAGGAGGUUUGAUCCCCCGGACCUGCAGCUCAUGCCCAACCCGCUUCCCAACCAUUUCGCCAGGCGCUUGCCCUGCCCGAACCCUCUGCCCCAUUACCAGGAGAAGGCGCUGAAGCUGGCCAUGCUGCCCCAAGCUCGCUCAGGAAAUUGGCGACUGACGCGGUGGCUCCUGCACUUUAUUUAUUUAUUUCCUCUUUUCCUCCCGCCGAGACCCUUCUGCUGGAAGAGGAGCUGCAGCCAGGGCCAGAGGCAGGCAGGAGGAAGCAGAGGGGACCUCGGAGAGGGCCCCCCGAGCCCCCGCCCGGCUAUGAGCACCCAGCAGGAGGCCUGGCGAGAUGAGGGAAAAACCAGGGGCAGGGGACAGGAGGCAGAGCUCCAGGACCGAGCCCACCUGGGCCAGCAGAGGCGGCUCAAGCAGGCCACCCAGUUCCUGCACAAGGACUCGGCCGACCUGCUCCCGCUGGACAGCCUCAAGCGGCUGGGCACCUCCAAGGACUUGCAGCCACACAGCGUGAUCCAGAGACGCCUGAUGGAGGGAAACCAGAACUGGCCGCCGGGGGAGUCUCCCUGGGCGCAGGCCCUGGCACACGGCCCGGAGGGCGGGAGGAAGGCCAGCAGGACCGAGAUCCCAGCUCUUCUGGUCCACUGCAAGUGCCGGGACCAGCUGCUUAGAGUGGCCGUGGACACAGGCACCCAGUACAAUCGGAUCUCCGCUGGAUGCCUCAGCCGCCUGGGGUUAGGGAAGAGGGUCCUAAAAGCCCCAGUGGGGGACCUGGCGCCGGGAUCCCCGGCCCAAGUGGAACAGCUAGAGCUACAGCUGGGGCAGGAGACGGUGGCAUGCUCGGCCCGGGUGGUGGAUGCUGAGAGUCCCGAGUUCUGUCUGGGCCUGCAGACGCUGCUCUCUCUCAAGUGCUGCAUCGACCUGGAGCGUGGAGUGCUGAGACUGACGGCCCCGUUCUCGGAGCUGCCCUUCCUGCCUUUGCACCAAGAGCCUGGCCAGUGACCGCUGUCCCAGUCAGUCCCCAGGGGGAGAGACCUUGCCUUGGGGGCAGGGCUGUUGGGGCAUGAGGGCUCCCGGAGCCAGCUAGCUGGGGACUACUGUGUCCGGCCCUCUCAUCACCACCCCAGCCAGCUGGCCGGCCACAUUCCUCCCCGCCUCUCGGCCUGUCCCACCGCCGUGAGGAAUUUUUGCCAGAGGCCCGUGAUUCCAGGCCCUGACUUCCCUGUUCCUUCUCAUUCCUCUCCCAAGAAGAGCAAAGCCAAGUCAGGAUGGCAGAAAGGGACCUGAGCAAGUGGCUGCCUGCAUGGCCCUCGGCACGGCAGGGACCGGCCUGAGUCAAAGGCUGCGGCCAACCGCCGGCCCCGCCCGCCACCGGCUCCACCCUGAGCCCUGCUCACUGGUCCGCACCACCGUGUCUCUCCUCUCACCUUCUGGGGCUCACCAGCUGGGCCCCUGGACCCUCUGAUGUCUGCCUCUUCAGCAGAGAAAGUGAGUGAGCACAGGAAUGUCCGGCUCCCCAGGCCGAGCGCUUUCAUUCGUAACCUUUUCUUGGGCUGAAAAUAUUUGAAGCCAGCUGUUGUUUGAUGACACUGUGCAAAUCCCUC